Molecule: messenger RNA, 294 nt
Organism: Protopolystoma xenopodis
Lineage: Eukaryota; Metazoa; Platyhelminthes; Monogenea; Polystomatidea; Polystomatidae
Source: the annotation of a GenBank genome assembly
AUGGUCAAAUUUCAUCAUGGUCAUCCGGCGCCGGAAGUGGCCAACAGCCUAAUCGGCCUUCUCAUCCAUCCGGUCACUCGGGUGCUUGGCCGUUGUCGAACUACCACCACCAGCACCAGUCACAUCACCACCACCAUAGUUACCCUCCUGGGCCUGGCCCUCAUCAUCAUCCAUCAGCUACUAGCCUUGGUGGCACCUCGACACCAUGCGGAGGCGGAAGUGGCCAGCGUUUUCCAAAGGCAUCUUGUCCUACAGGGCACCAGGGUCCGCCUAGCGGACUGUCAAGUGGUGUAA